Messenger RNA from Uranotaenia lowii, 1234 nucleotides. It is a transcript of the gene CSN7, whose product is annotated as COP9 signalosome complex subunit 7a. NCBI's taxonomy places the organism in Eukaryota, Metazoa, Arthropoda, Insecta, Diptera, Culicidae. Gene Ontology annotation, biological process: COP9 signalosome assembly. The transcript is spliced from 3 exons. Gene Ontology annotation, cellular component: COP9 signalosome. Bases 152 to 997 code for a protein of 281 amino acids. The record is from RefSeq and is a predicted model, not a curated record.
AAACACGGAAGUACAACAACAAAAAACCCGCACAAAGGCCAAGUGAAAAUCGAGCGUAAUAGGCCAGAAAAUCAGCGGCUUAUUUCUGUAAGGUGAAAAGUUCAAUCUCCGAAACACCGAAUAAAAGAAUAAGCGAGAAGCACCCGCCGCGAUGACGCCCGAUUUGAAUCUCGAGUUCGAGAACUCGCCGCACCAGCAGCAAUAUUCGGCCCAAAACCCCAUCGAACAGUACGUGCUCCUUUCGAAAACGGCCCGAGGAGCCGCCUGUCUGGAGCUGAUCAAACAGGUCCUGGAAGCGCCCGGAGUGUACGUUUUCGGGGAGCUGUUGGUUUUGCCACGGAUCGCUGAGCUGGAAACCGGUCCAAAUGCCAGUUAUUACAAUACUUUGAAACUUUUUGCCUACGGAACGUACCGAGAGUAUUUGGCCAACGAGAACCAGUUGAUUCCGCUGACUCCAGUUAUGCGCAAAAAGCUCCAACAUUUAACCAUCGUUUCGUUGGCCAUCAAAACUAAAUGCAUCCCGUAUAAGGAGCUGCUAGAGGAGUUGGACAUUAAAAAUGUUCGGGAUCUGGAGGAUCUGAUUAUCGAGGCCAUCUACGGGGACAUUAUCCACGGCAAGCUAGACCAAAAGAACAAACAGUUGGAGGUUGAUUACGCGAUUGGGCGGGACAUUCGCACCGGCAAUAUUGCAGAAAUCGUGGGAACCCUACAGGAAUGGUGCGACUCUUGCGAAACGGUUCUGGCUUGCCUGGAGAACCAAAUCGACCGGGCAAAUUCGGAGAAACAAAAACGCCUGAAGCAUAAAGAUGCAAUCGACACUGAGAUCGCCAACCUCAAAAAGCUGAUCAAGGUUCAGGCCGGAAACGAUUCGGACGAGGCUAUGGCCAUCGAGUCGGGCCGGGAGAUGUCUGUCGGGAAUCCGGAUCCCCGCAAAAAGUCCACCAAAUCGAAAAGCCUCAAAGUGAGCGGUAAGUCCUGGUUCAAAAAUUUCUCAUGAGCUAAAUGAUUGCCGCAGUGGGCGCGCGCAUUUUGAGUGUGUUUGGUGAUGUCCCUUUCCCCCCUUUAUGAUAACUACAUACUACUACUACUACUGCUACCGGUUCCGGGUUUGGUCUCGGUUUUGUUUGGAAACGUCGAGGAGUGCAAACACGGUUGACCAUAUUAAUGAAACUCUAGAACUAACAAUUAAAAAAUAACUGAGGAGAAAUAGACGAAACAUUUCUCGAUAAAACAA